AUGUCUCACUUCGCCAGCCUUUCGGAAGUACCACCAGACGCCGCCUUCGCCCUCAUUGAUGCAUAUAAGGCGGAUCAUUCACCGUUGAAAGUUGAUCUUAGUCCUGGCUUCUAUCGUGAUGAGGAUGCAAGACCCUGGAUCUUACCAUCAGUGCAAAAGGCCAAACAAGAAUUACUAACGGACCCGACAGCUAACCACGAGCAUAUACCUAUUCUGGGCCAUAUUGAACUACUCGACGGUGCCCAAAAGCUUGUGUUCGAUACAACACCUGAGGAUGCAAGCACCAUCGCAUCCAUUCAGACCAUUGCGGGCACUGGGGCAAAUCACCUAGGCGCUUUGUUUUUAGUGCGAAAACUAUCCAACCUCGAACAGUCUGGAUUUCGGAUCCCAGUUGGAUCAAUCACGAAGAAAUUUGGAAACUUGCACAUUCCGAUAUCCAACGUCGGAAGACGAGACUUCACAAAAGAACAGUGGAAGGCCGUCGCGGGUAUUUGUGAACAGAAAAGGCUUAUUCCGUUCUUUGAUCUUGCCUACCAGGGUUUUGCAACUGGGGAUUUGGGCGAAGAUGCUUGGUCCUCAUUCUCCAAAAGUUUUGGUCUCUAUGGAGAGCGUAUAGUGGCAGCACGAUUUGCUCCGGAUGAGCGACCGCAUGAGAUCGAUGCGACAAAGGCUAGUAAACGAACUUCAAAAACGCCAAACUCCAGGCGAAUGGGAUCAUAUAUUAACAGAUUUAACAUUACAGAGAUUGGGAUGUUUUCGAUGACAAAUAUGCAACCGAACCAAAUCCGCAUUUUGCGAGAAGAGUACCACGUGUAUCUCCUGCCCUCGGGAAGAAUAUCUAUGACAGGCUGUUGGUGCUAA
Molecule: messenger RNA, 861 nt
Organism: Trichoderma gamsii
Lineage: Eukaryota; Fungi; Ascomycota; Sordariomycetes; Hypocreales; Hypocreaceae
Exons: 7
Coding region: 1-861 (286 amino acids)
Biological process (GO): L-aspartate biosynthetic process
Cellular component (GO): cytosol
Molecular function (GO): pyridoxal phosphate binding; L-aspartate:2-oxoglutarate transaminase activity
Source: RefSeq, a predicted model, not a curated record